Molecule: messenger RNA, 1443 nt
Organism: Clavispora lusitaniae ATCC 42720
Lineage: Eukaryota; Fungi; Ascomycota; Pichiomycetes; Serinales; Metschnikowiaceae
Product: RBR-type E3 ubiquitin transferase
Biological process (GO): positive regulation of proteasomal ubiquitin-dependent protein catabolic process; ubiquitin-dependent protein catabolic process; protein polyubiquitination
Cellular component (GO): cytoplasm; ubiquitin ligase complex
Molecular function (GO): ubiquitin conjugating enzyme binding; zinc ion binding; ubiquitin protein ligase activity
Source: RefSeq, a predicted model, not a curated record
AUGUCACACAAGGAAGAUGUCAGAAAAGAAGAACUUGAGACACUUCUGGCAAUCUAUGAGGACAUUGUAUCUCUAAAUUUUACAUCUUUUGAGGGAGUAGCGACUCUACCGAUAAGCUUUGAUGAUGAGAUUCCAAUUCGGCUCCAAAUCGCAGGUGGCAACACAUACCGGAGCACCAAUAUAAAAUACCUUCCUGCUAUGCAAUUCAACUUUUCGCUUCCGGAGGGAUAUCCAUAUGAAGAGCCUCCUGAUAUCCUAUUAAACUGCACUGUGAUUCUGGAAAAAAAUCUAUCUGAGUUGAAGGCUACGCUACGGCAAUUAUGGCUCGAUAUAAAAGACCAGGUGCUAUUUGCAAUGAUUGAACACUUGAAAGAGACAGUUUGUUGGAAUCCUAAAGAGUUAGUCGGAUCAAGAAUAGAUUGUGGAGAAAACGGUAUACUAUAUGACAAGCUCAUUGAAUACGAUGCAGAAGAGAAACAAAAGUGCUUUGACCAAACAACCUUUACGUGCGAGAUAUGCCAAAGCGAUUUAAAAGGAGAAUACUGCCUGAAGUUUUCGCCUUGUAACCACAUUUUCUGUAACGAGUGUCUUCGCAACUUUUUCAUAUCACUAAUUGAUAGUGGUAAUGUUGAAAAAGUUCAUUGUCCUGAUUUCGAUUGCACAAAGCGCAUAUUGGACGUUAGGGAGAAGUACCUUCGCUUAGACAAUAUUGCCAGUGAAAAAUUCAACUUUGAUGAAUUCAAGAUGCAAAUCAUGACUCCACCCAUUGAUGCAUCUUUACUUCAACGCGUACUAAGUGGCAGCGAAGGGUUAGAACUAUAUCAGAGAUAUUUGAGGUUGUUCACCGAUCAUCAGCACGUUCUCAUUGCAAAGAUGUUCCCCACGAGGUUAGUAUCUUGUCCGAGAGAAAAGUGCCCUGCAAUGAUCUUCCGUGAGAACAUGACCAACAGACUCGUUAUAUGCCGCCAGUGCCAGUAUGCCUUUUGCAAUACAUGCCGAAAGUCUUAUCAUAGUAAUGCUAUUGACUGCGCUAAAAAGAACAAAGAUAGACAAUACUAUGGCAUUCCUUUAGAAGCUUUGGAGACGUGGCUCAAUUCAGAAAGCCAGUCCCGUGAACGCAGUGAGUUGAAGUACAAGUAUGGGCAUGAUCUAAUGAAAAAAGUCUCCGACGAGUAUUUGAUGGAUAAGUUAUUCAAUGAGUUGUUAGCUGAUGACUCACAAGAUUUUAGCAAGUGCCCAACAUGUGAUCUAAUAAUACAAAGACUGGAUGGUUGCAAUAAGAUGAAGUGUUCGUCAUGUUACACUUUUUUUUGCAAUCUUUGUGGUAUAUACUUGGAUCAUGAUCAUCCUUAUGACCAUUUCAAUGACCCUAACAGUCCGUGCUAUGGUAGAUUGUUUCACGGAAUGUCUGGAACCGAGGAAAUGGUUGAAGUCCCAGGAUAG